AUGUUUGAUGGUCUUAUAAGUGCACAAUAUUUAUUGGUGGAUUAUUUCACGUUAUGUUGUGCUCAACCUAAGGCUAAAAGCAAGAUUCAGUGUUUGGCUCCAGUCAACGAAAUUUCCUCUUGUGACUAUUUGAUUGACACGCCAUUUCUUGGUAUUGUUAUUUGGUACAUAGCCCUUGUAGCGGUGCUUGGAAACUUCUGUGGGAUGCUGUAUAGAUAUAUCAUGAUAAAGAGAAAGUCAAUGUCAUCAUUUGCACUAUAUUCCAUAAAUUUGGGCGUCGCAGACUUUCUGAUGGGUGUGUAUCUUUACAUCAUAGCAGGAGCUAAUCUAACCUUUAGUGGGCGAUACGGGUUUGCAGAUGAGUGGUGGAGACAUAGUCCAAUUUGUACGUUAGCUGGUGUAAUGGCCAUUCUUUCUAGUGAAACAUCUGCUCUGUUUGUACUUUUGAUAACCAUUGAUAGAAUUCACAUGAUAAGAUCCCCUUUCUCUACAUUGAAGGAAAAUGGCAGAAAUCCCCAAUUUCUUUCUGGCGUAAUGUGGACCAUUGCUCUCUUGUUAUCAGUGUUGCCUUUACUUGGAGAUGACUAUUUUCAUGACUACUAUUCUGGUUCCGGAGUAUGUAUUUCUUUACCUCUCUCAAUACAGCGCAAGUCUGGUUGGGAGUAUUCUAUGAUAGUAUUUGUUGGGGCCAACUUCCUAAUCUUCAUAGCAAUAUUGAUAGGUCAAGUAGUGAUAUUUACCAAUGUUGUAAAUGCUGGGAAAAAACUGGAAGGUCAGUCUACACGAAAUCGAAAUGAAACGUCUUUGGCUAAAAUUCUGAUUGCAGUUGCUGUAACGGAUCUGUUAUGUUGGAUACCAAUAGGUACCAUUGGUAUGUACAUGUAGUAUAAUAACUGUAAAAAAAAACAAAAAAAAAAAAAAAAAAACUAUAAUACCAAAAA
Ostrea edulis (European flat oyster) is the source of this 941-nucleotide messenger RNA. RefSeq names its product G-protein coupled receptor GRL101-like. The transcript has a single exon. NCBI's taxonomy places the organism in Eukaryota, Metazoa, Mollusca, Bivalvia, Ostreida, Ostreidae. Gene Ontology annotation, molecular function: protein-hormone receptor activity; G protein-coupled receptor activity. Gene Ontology annotation, biological process: G protein-coupled receptor signaling pathway. The record is from RefSeq and is a predicted model, not a curated record. Gene Ontology annotation, cellular component: membrane. The coding region runs from base 1 to 885 and encodes 294 amino acids.